Molecule: messenger RNA, 426 nt
Organism: Entamoeba invadens IP1
Lineage: Eukaryota; Evosea; Mastigamoebida; Endamoebidae
Product: 40S ribosomal protein S23, putative
Exons: 1
Coding region: 1-426 (141 amino acids)
Biological process (GO): translation
Cellular component (GO): cytosolic small ribosomal subunit; ribosome
Molecular function (GO): structural constituent of ribosome
Source: RefSeq, a predicted model, not a curated record
AUGCCAAGAGGUCUCCAUGCUGCACGUAAAUUGUCUGCACAACGCCGAGCGAACCGCUGGGCCGAUAAGGAGUGGAAGAAGGGGAAAUUAGUCACUCGUUAUAAAUGCAACCCUCUUGGAGGUGCGUCCCAUGCCAAAGGACUUGUCCAAGAGAAGCUUGGGAUUGAAACAAAACAACCAAACUCGGGUAUUAGAAAGUGUGUCAGAGUUCGUUUAUUGAAGAAUGGGAAGAAAAUCACUGCUUUUGUCCCCAAGGAUGGUUCUUUGAACUACAUCAACGAAAACGAUGAAGUCCUUAUCUCUGGGUUCGGUAGAAGAGGUCACGCCGUCGGUGAUAUUCCGGGCGUCAGAUUCAAAGUCGUCUGUGUUGCUGGUGUCUCCCUUCAUGGUCUCUGGACAAACAAGAAACAAAAACCACACGCCUAA